AUCUUAAUUUUAACUUAUUAAGUUUGCAAUCUUAAAAAUGCUGUGCUAAAUUAAAUUUGGAAAUCAAGAAAUUGAUUUGAAUCGAAUUAUAGAAGUCCAUGUUUUUGGUGGAAGUAUUAAAGAUAAAAAUUUGAAGGCAAUCAAACGUUUGUUUCCCCAACGGAUAAGAUAUUUCUCCCCGCGUCGCCGUGACAAUGGCGACGGCGCUAUCUUCCAUAUUGCCGCUAACGGCGCAUAGCUCCCUCUCUGCAUCCACUUUCAACAACCCUCCAUCGUCCCUAUGGCUAACAACGCAAUUUCUUCGCCCCUUCGCCCCUUCUCUUCGAACGACAUCACCAUUUUCACCCAAUUCACCGCCGAGCUCCGUUAAUGUCCCGUCGGCGGCGGCGGUGGAAGGUGGACAGCAAAGCGGUGACAUUUCGAUGAGCAUUGACGUCCUUAAGCGCUUCAUUGACCUCAACUCCGGCAGUUGGAAGGGUUCUCUCCAUCAAUUCGAUUGUAAUGGGAAUUUGCUAUAUAAGAUUAGUACAAAGCUUGCUGCGAGCUCUUACGGAGAAAAUGAACUCAUGAGUUUGAUCCAGUCGUUAUACAUCAGGCAGCCUCCAUUGAGCCCUGAAGACGAGCCAGAGUGGUUUGAAUACAAGAUUAAAGAGACCAACAUGUUUACGGUGGACAAAUAUCAGCAGUUUGCAGAUUGGGUUCUUUCCUAAAGAGAAGGCAUUUGCAUUGAGAUACCAAACAGCUGGAAUGUUGGAAACAGCUUUGAGAAAAGGGGUUCUAGGUGAAGAUGAUAUUGGAGAAGAAUUUCCCAGGUGUGUUCUGCGAUAUAGAUAAGCAGUUUUGGUUGAAUAGGUUAACAAUUCCUAAAAUUGGAAGUUGAGAAAAAACCUUUGAUUUAUUGUUUUGAUUGUUCAUCGUUAUUAUGGAAACACAGCCGUACUUAAU
This is a messenger RNA of Salvia splendens (bonfire salvia), 945 nucleotides long. RefSeq lists its product as uncharacterized. The record is from RefSeq and is a predicted model, not a curated record. The transcript is spliced from 4 exons. NCBI's taxonomy places the organism in Eukaryota, Viridiplantae, Streptophyta, Magnoliopsida, Lamiales, Lamiaceae. The coding region runs from base 195 to 710 and encodes 171 amino acids. Gene Ontology annotation, biological process: chloroplast fission.